AUGCAAGACAGAAGCUGUGGCCAGACAUUGCCUCUUUCUUUAAUGCUGAAGGAGGCUCACUGUGCAGAGAGAGGCACCAAUGAGGGAUACCCUGAAAAUAUAUCAGAAGCUUCUUCCUCACAUGACUUUUUCUAUGAUUCCCUAUCUGACAUACAGGAUGGGGAGUUUUCAAAUGAACUCUCUGCCUUCCUCACCCAGGAGGAGAUAUAUAAGAGCCUUGACAUAGCUUGGAAAGCCAUUGCCAGUUCUGUGAAGGAAGAUCAGAAUGCAGCUCCAGAAUUCACUCAUUAUUUCAACACCUCUCUUCCUAGCCCUUCAGAAAAUGCUUCUUUCAGGGAGACCAAACUGCACAAGCAAGAUGCUUUAUGGAGGCCUCAAAGAAGCAGUCUGACUUCAUCUGCUGCAGCUCACGUUCUCCCAGAGAAUCGGAAAGAGCUGCCCACCUCGCCUCAAACGGCAACUGGUUUCGUUACUAUUUCCAGGAAGCAAGCAAGCACCUCACCUUUGCUAACUGAUAGUCCCAGAUUUAUUCGAAGCCUGAAAAAUUCACAGAGAUGUGGUCCAAGUGUGCCCAAGACAAGCCCAAAAUCCAAAUCAGCAUCCCAUGGAGAAGUUCCUUUCAGGAACAAGCUGUGUGACAAAGCUGCCACAUUCAUUGAGGAACUGUCAUCUAUAUUUAGAGAAGCAGCAAAGGCAAGAGGUCGAAGUCCUGAUGGAGACUCUUCUUCUCCAGAUAGUGGAUACCUGUCUCCUAAGAAGAAACAACCAACUAUGAUAAGUACCUCAGUGAACCAGGAUUUUGGCACGCCACCUCAGGAGACUGAACCUGAGGCAAAAUUACCUGGAGCUCAUCUCAAUGGAGAACAACGCUUUGCUGAAAAGAAAAGCAUCACACAGCAAAGUGAAAUGGUCCUCUGCCAACCUUUCGUGAACACGAACACAGACAAGAACCAGUCUUCAGCGCCUCGAUUCAUUCAGAAGCUCCGCAGCCAGGAAGUGGCUGAAGGAACCAAAGUAUUGUUGGAGUGCAGAGUUACUGGCAACCCAGAUCCUUAUGUCAGAUGGUUCUGUGAAGGAAAAGAGCUCCAGAAUUCCCCUGACAUCCAGAUCCAUUCUGGAAGUGGAGGACUUCAUUCACUAAUUAUAGCAGAAGCCUUUGAAGACGAUACUGGGCGCUAUACUUGUCUGGCUUCAAAUUCCAUUGGUUCAGAUAGCACCUCUGCUGAAAUAUUCAUUGAAGGUGCCACUUCCACAGAUUCCGAGAGUGAGAGUUUAAUUUUCAAAUCAAAAUCUGGAGCUAUGCCACAGGCCCAAAAGAAAACCACCUCCGUUUCCUUAACAAUAGGAUCUUCAACACCAAAGUCAGGAGUCACCACUGCUGUUAUUCAGCCUAUCUCUGUGCCUAAUCAGCAGGUCCAAAGCCCUACUUCGCAUCUCCACCGUCUAGAUGGAUCCAAGCCUGUCUAUUCUGCACCUGUUUUUACAAAGGAGCUACAAAACUCCACGGCAUCUGAGGGGCAAGUUGUGGUGUUGGAAUGCAGGGUCAGAGGAGCCCCUCCUAUUCAUGUCAAGUGGUUUCGCCAGGGUACACAAAUUCAAGAUUCUCCAGACUUCCGAAUUCUCCAAAAAAAGCCACGAUCUGCAACUGAACCUGAAGAGAUAUGUACCCUUGUAAUUGCAGAAACAUUUCCUGAAGAUUCAGGAGUUUUCACAUGCACAGCAACAAAUGACCAUGGGACAGCAACGAGUAGUGCACAACUGAAUGUCUGUUCAGCCAACUCAGAAAACUCUAGCCAUGAAUCAUUAACAAGAGAAUCCACCAGUGAUGAUUUCCACCAUUUCCCACCACUUCCUCCGGUUGAAAUUAGCUCCCUUGAGCUUCCUCCUAAGAAACACACAGAGACCCACCAGGCAAACAACUCUGAACUGAGAUCUGGUGUGACAGCCCUUCAGUUACAGCAUGAUGCCUCUGAGGAGAAAACAAAUGGUAUCCAUCCCAUUCAUGGAGUAAAUGGAAUGAUUAACAGCAAACCAAACAGUGAUAAACCCACCCCCUCUCCAGCUGGCUUGCUUUCACCCACUAAGGAGCCACCGCCCGUGCUUGCCAAACCAAAGCUGUGA
Molecule: messenger RNA, 2121 nt
Organism: Tinamus guttatus (white-throated tinamou)
Lineage: Eukaryota; Metazoa; Chordata; Aves; Tinamiformes; Tinamidae
Product: palladin
Molecular function (GO): protein kinase activity
Source: RefSeq, a predicted model, not a curated record